AAUGAAUUUUGAAAUUGACAUUUCCACUCUUGUCACUGAAAAGAGCGAAGACAAGAGGGUCUAAAAAUAUCUUUGCUAAAAUACAAUUUUCUCUUAGGAAUUCAUUGGAUUUUCAAAAUGUCUCUUAUAACUAGAAACCUGUGUCGUACUCUAGUCCAGGGAUCUCAGCAUGUCAGCAAAGGUUUGCAUACAAGUGCAGUAAACUCUGAAAAAAACGUAUGUUUCGCGCCACUAUCAAUUAGCAGCCUGCAAACAAGCAAGGAAGGUCGCAUCAAGUGUACUCUUAUACCGGGAGACGGUGUUGGUCCAGAGCUUGUGUAUUCGGUACAGGAGGUGUUUAAGGCGACCAGCAUUCCUGUUGAUUUUGAAUCAUUCUUUUUCUCUGAAGUUAAUCCAACAUUGAGUGCGCCCUUAGAAGAUGUUGUUAGCUCAAUUGCUAGGAAUAAGAUAUGUAUCAAGGGCAUUUUGGCUACCCCGGACUUCUCCCACACUGGUGAACUUCAGACGCUCAACAUGAAGCUCCGUAAUGCCCUGGAUCUGUACGCUAACGUGGUGCAUGUCAAGUCACUACCUAAUGUCAAAUGCAGACACACAGAUGUUGAUUGCAUCAUCAUAAGAGAACAAACUGAAGGGGAAUACUCUGCACUGGAACAUGAAUCGGUUCCCGGUGUUGUUGAAUGUCUCAAGAUAAUAACGGCUGCUAAGUCUGAACGUAUAGCUAAAUUCGCUUUUGACUACGCGGUCAAGAUGCGCCGUAAGAAGGUCACGGCUGUGCACAAGGCUAACAUCAUGAAGCUGGGCGACGGAUUGUUCCUGAGGAGCUGUGAGGAGAUGGCAAAAUUAUAUCCAAGGAUACAGUUUGAGAAGAUGAUUGUUGACAAUUGCACGAUGCAAAUGGUCUCCAACCCGAACCAGUUUGAUGUGAUGGUGACACCCAACUUGUACGGCAACAUAGUGGACAAUCUGGCCAGCGGUUUGGUCGGUGGAGCCGGGGUGGUCGCUGGAGCCUCAUACAGCGCUGACUGUGCUGUGUUCGAACAGGGUGCUCGUCAUAUAUUCUCCGGCGCUGUCGGUAAGAACAUCGCCAAUCCGACAGCUAUGCUUCUAUGCUCGGCCAAUUUGCUGUCUCACGUCAAUCUGCACUCCUACGCUGAUAUGAUCAAGAACGCUAUCAAUAAAGUUCUAAAAGACGGCAAGGUGAGAACAAAGGAUUUGGGCGGACAGUCCACAACAAAGGACUUCACCAACGCCAUCAUACACUGCCUCGCUUAGAAUUUUUAUCAACGGAAGGAACAAUUCACCCAAUACAAACUCCCAAAGAGAUUCCAUCAUUGUCAUAGAUUAUAUAACAAUUUCAGUGUUGCUAUCACUAUCAUUACAGUAAUAUUGUCAUAUUUAAUUUUUUAUUAGUAAAUGGCGAGACGCCAGUAUUAAUUUAUUUAUUUCAAUCAUGUGAUCUGUAACCCAUAGUAUUGUUUAAGUAUUCAAUGUUACCAGAAAUAAAAUAAUUAAAUGUU
Molecule: messenger RNA, 1517 nt
Organism: Danaus plexippus (monarch butterfly)
Lineage: Eukaryota; Metazoa; Arthropoda; Insecta; Lepidoptera; Nymphalidae
Gene: Idh3b
Product: isocitrate dehydrogenase [NAD] subunit beta, mitochondrial
Exons: 9
Coding region: 118-1272 (384 amino acids)
Biological process (GO): isocitrate metabolic process; tricarboxylic acid cycle
Cellular component (GO): mitochondrion
Molecular function (GO): NAD binding; magnesium ion binding; oxidoreductase activity, acting on the CH-OH group of donors, NAD or NADP as acceptor
Source: RefSeq, a predicted model, not a curated record